AUGCUAGAUAAAGACAGCUGUUACUUAACACGUGCAAAAGCUUGCAUUGGACAACAAAUGCUGCAGAUGGUUUUGAUCAAGACGCUUUCUUUGGAUGUUAUCGAUAUGAUCUGCAGUAACUGGAAUAUAAACUACAUGGAUGUCUGCCUCAAGGAUGCCGUGUCCAGCUGUUCUCCAGAAGAUAAAAAUAAAUUCAUGCAAAUUGGCUCAGAAAUAUCCACAGCCUUUGCGGCACUUGAUGUUUGUGGAAAACCUAAUGUCUGCUUGGUCUCGGAAGCUUAUUUGUGUAAAAACCCCCUCAUGACAAAAAUAUAUCAUGCUAACAGAAGCAUUGAUGACGUAUGCCUUGCACGACUGGAUGCUCAAGCAUGUCUCAAUAGCUACCUGUCUACCUGCAGUGCUGAAAUGGGUAAACCUGUCAGAGAUGAAUUCAAGGAAAUAUCUGAUGCACUGGAUGACAUGUGUAAAGAUUUUGUCAACCCGGAACCUCUUCUGUGCCCAUCCAUCAGAGGAGGAGAUCGUGUUUGUGCCAUUGGUACGGCUUUCUCCUGUUUCGCAAACCUCCCGAUAUUUUCAACAGUUGCUGAUUCAUUUACUUUGAGAGAUCAAUGCUUGGACAUGCAGAAAAUGAUGGUUUGCAUUGCAAAAAAGACAACAUCAUGUGACGCCAAAGAUCCCGAUGUCAAGGAUAUGUUGGCCUCUGUUAAACAAUUAAAGGCAUCAUUUGUCAAUGCUUGCCCAUACCUGACGGAAGACUUCUGCAGUAUACAGACUUACUGUCCUGUUAUGACUGCAGGCUGUGAUACUGAAAUGGAACGACAGCUCAGUAAUAAACAAAUACCAGUGUGCGACACCAAACAAGCAGCUGAUGCGUGUGUGGACAACUAUACAACUACGUGUACACAAGCACAGAAAGUUCAGGCUAGGGGUGUUAUAAACAAUAAGUUGGCUUUAUUAGGCCUGUCAAAAGGCCUGUCCUGUCAAGCCGGAAGCAUCGAUCCAUGUCUGUAUUCCUUCCUGGCAGCCGUAAGGGGGAUCUACAAGAAUAGCCAGGCCAAACAAAACUGUGACCUUCUUGCAUCACAAUACACCUGCAUACUGAGUAGUUACCCAAAUAUUGGCCAGUCAAUGAAUCGUGAUCUGGGCAAGGACCUGAUUGAUAAGUUAAAGGCAAUCACAACUGCCUCUCAGUGUUCAGCCACAGUUAAUAGCACAUGCACAAAUCUGGCACUUGUCAACAAACUGACCGUUCUAAUUGAAGAGCUGAUUCUGAACACAAACUUUUCAGAUAUUGCGUUCUGCGCAAAAAGCCAAUACAUACUGCGUGAAAAGAAAGCAAAUGAUUGCAAUGUUGCUCUUUUUGAUGCAAUCACUAAUUCAAUGGCAUACAAACAGAAAUGUGCUAAUGAGAAAAUCGCUUGUGAUGUGGCAGCAGUAAAUGUUCAGGAAUGUAUCAAGAAGAUUGGAGUGUUCUCAGCUUUAAGUUGUGC
Candidula unifasciata is the source of this 1490-nucleotide messenger RNA. The record is from the annotation of a GenBank genome assembly. Lineage: Eukaryota; Metazoa; Mollusca; Gastropoda; Stylommatophora; Geomitridae.